This is a messenger RNA of Oikopleura dioica, 2424 nucleotides long. NCBI's taxonomy places the organism in Eukaryota, Metazoa, Chordata, Appendicularia, Copelata, Oikopleuridae. The record is from the annotation of a GenBank genome assembly.
AUGGGCGAAGAGAUUGAGAAUAAUCCGUCGGAGCCGGAGCUCAAUAACAUCACAGAAGAAGACGCUGCCCCAGUCGAAGAGGAAGAACUGGUCGAAGAAGUGAACACUCAAUCGGCCGAAUACCUGGCUACUCUUCCCGACUCCUUCAAACAAAACACCCCCAAGAAAAACGCGCUCUCAAGCUCGCCGAAAACUUCCGACAGCAUCAAUGAAGCAAACACGGAAAAAGUGAUCUGCACGUAUGUCAUUCCCACUUUGAUCAGAUACGUCAACUUUUUCGACUGGCAGGACAUUGCUAACUACAUCAGGGAUGCCUUGACAGUUAGGCCGCUGAAAGAGCCGACAGUGCUCCCAACUCAACUGUCCUCUCCAUCCACGACUCUGGAGAAUCAAGCAGCAAACUGCUUCGAGUACAGUAACACGCUUUGCUCGCUUCUCCUCGGCGCAGGCUACGAUGCAUACGUCGUGUCCGGCUAUGCCACGCGCGAAAUUUGCACCAACGACUUGAGCUUCGACGAUCCGCCAGAAGCCCCGUCGCCCGAGCCGCCGAAACCAAAGACGCCAUCUCCUCAGCGGAAGUACACGGUGAAAGGGGCGCGCGAUCUUACUUCCAAGUUCGAGCAAAUGAUGGCCGAGCGCGAGGUCGCCGACGGAAUCAAAAGGAAGAAGGAAGAGAAGAUCAGGGCGAAGAAAGAACGCGACGCGAAUGAACAGCCCGGCGAAGAUGAGCUUUGGGGAAGACGCAUUCACUCCUGGGUCAUUGUUCGCCCCGGCCGGCGGGAAGUUGCGAAACCUUUCUUUAUUGAGCCAUUCAGUGGCCUUGGAUUUGAAGUGUCAGACGACAAGUUCCUUGGCGUGGAGUCCUGCUGGAACGACUUCAACUUCUGGGCGUGCGUUCAGGAUUCGAGCGAAGGUGUCGACAAAAUCAAAUGGGACGUGACGGACAUGAAGACUUGGGAACCGCUCGUCGGGCGGACGAAGAGAAUCGAUGACGGGACUGAGCGGAGUCCACUCGACGACGCCGCGGAUGAAGAGCCCUUCGACGAUCUUUCCCUGCCGAACGCCCUUCCUCUUUCCUGGUGCGAUCAUCCGGACAUUUCAGUGCUCCAAAUGGAGAAACGCGCACCCACCGGAAUCAAAAUCAUCAAGUACAAACGAUGCAUCGUGGAAAUGUUCUCGCCUUACGUCGAAAAAGAUGGCUUGGUUUUCAGACAAACGUUUUUCGAAGACCGAGAAUACGAAAAGAAACUCACCCAGGAAUGCCAGUACAAGAGGCGAGAAGACUGCUUGGAAAGCCGCUUCUUUGAUCACGUGGAAAACACGGUCGUGGAACAUUACGGCUCGGGCAGAGAAGAUUCUUUGAAGCGACAGACUGUCGGAAUCGCAGAUAGACCAGACGGGCUUGUUUACUUGAACUCCACGCCUCAAUCGCUUGAAUUGCACUACACUGGGCGAGAAGACAAACUCCACUUCCGGUCUGUCCAAUUUGAAGAGCCUGGGAAAGCAAAACUCGUCGCUGUCGGCGAAAAGGUCCGACGCAAGAUUAUUGAAAUUAUCGAAAAGAGCGGGCGACACCCGGAAAUUGAAAACGCGGACGACGAUAUUGCCUGCGUCAGGUAUCUUCUCGCACAGGACAAGAUUGCUUUUCGAUAUCACAAAAAGGACGGCUUCGUGACGAACUCGACGCGCAUCUUCGAAAAACCAGACAACGCGGACGACAAAAACAUGAAUGUUUCCUUCUCCGCCGACAUGAACUCCACUUUCACGGCUCACAACGGCGUCGACGUCGAUCUAGCUGCUCAGGCCAGGCAAUUGCCAGUUUAUCAAAAACUCAUUGCCGCGAUCAAAAGCGAAACAGUUGCAAUCAAACAAGUGAGACUAAUAGAAGAAUCGAUCAAAGAACUACUGGAACAAUUGCACGAAGAAGAUAACGCGCCCGAGCUUAAAAUUUCCGUCCGCGACAUUAACAGAAACGAAAAAGCAAAGACCCGACGAGAAUACCUCGCUCAUCAAGCAGAUCUCGAAGAGAAGCGAAAAAAGGAAGUGGAAAUGGACUAUUUGGCUCCUUUCCUGGCUCAACUUGGACAUCCGAAAUCUUUUACAAAGGAAGAUGUUGCCAAGCUCACGAGAGAUUGCCUCGAAGACUGUAAACAACGAGUGAUCGAACAGGGAAAGCAAAUCCAAGCAAACUUCGACAAGGAGUCGCAGAAACUCAAGGCGCGCCAGGUCGAGUACCAAAAUCGCCAAACUUCGAUGCACAAAGAGGAAGAAGAAGCUUAUCGCCAGUUCUGCUCGGAGGCGAUGUUCCGCAUUUCGAUUCUGAAGAUGCGCCUCGACCGACACAAGAUCAACGCGCCGCAAAAGUACGCCGCUUUGGACCAGAAAUUAAAAGCCGACCCUCGUUUACGCGUUACCAGCGAUUGA